This is a messenger RNA of Bathycoccus prasinos, 963 nucleotides long. RefSeq lists its product with no specific name. Gene Ontology annotation, molecular function: ubiquitin protein ligase activity. The transcript has a single exon. Gene Ontology annotation, cellular component: nucleus. The record is from RefSeq and is a predicted model, not a curated record. The coding region runs from base 1 to 963 and encodes 320 amino acids. NCBI's taxonomy places the organism in Eukaryota, Viridiplantae, Chlorophyta, Mamiellophyceae, Mamiellales, Bathycoccaceae.
AUGCCUCGCGGUUCGGGGAGAAAACACUCCAAAAAUGCCGGGAACAUGGGUUCGGAAAACCUCAACUACGCCGAACGCAAAGCGUUAGGUUUUGGCACCAUCAAAGAACGCUUAGGGAAAGACACCGUGAAAGAUUUCAACUGUUGCGCCUUGGGAUUACACGUGUGCGCAGACCCGUACGCGACCGACGAAGGCGUUUUAUACGAGCGAGAGUUUAUAGUGAGGAACUUAAUCGAACAGAAGAAAUCGAUCGAAAAGAUGAAACUGAGUGUGGAGCGUUUGAAGAUGCAAAGAAGCGAGGAGGAAAAGGAAAAGGAAGAGCACGCGAAAGCGAAAGAGAUUAAGAAGUUUCACGCGCAAAAUCACGGCGGAGGGAAGUACCAAGAGAUGGACGACGUCUUCGACGAUGGAGAUGGAAAACAAAUCGCAAAAAGAUCCGAGUUUGGGUCAAAGUUCGAUAAGGAACGCGCGGAGAGUUUGAACGAGUUCUGGACGAACACGGUGAGGACGAAGGAGAACGUCGCGGAAAGUAGUAGUAGCGGAAUUAGCGCGAAGAAGAAUAGUUUAUACACGAAAUGUCCUCAAACUGGGAAGAAGUUAAGAGCGAAAGACUUGACGAAAGUGAAGUGGACGAAAGCGACGGACGACGAAUCCGUUUUCAUUUGUCCGGUGACCAUGAAGACGUUUACGAAUAGCACGCCGAUUGUUAUUUUAAAACCAACCGGCGACGCGAUUUCGAAAGAGGCGUACGAUCUGGUGAUUAAGAAAGAAGGCGCGUACGAAGGGAAGAAAGUAGAUCCGAAGAAGGACGUGAUUCAUUUGCAAAGAGGAGGGACCGGGUUCGCCGCGAGCGGGACUCAGGUCGAGUCAAAGAUUGAGACGAUCAUAGGCCAAGGAUCGGGGAGAGCGGAUAUUCGCGGACAAAACGCAUCCGCGCCAAGUCGAUUUGGUUUGCGCAUCUAA